Molecule: messenger RNA, 804 nt
Organism: Empidonax traillii (willow flycatcher)
Lineage: Eukaryota; Metazoa; Chordata; Aves; Passeriformes; Tyrannidae
Gene: BNIP3L
Product: BCL2 interacting protein 3 like
Exons: 6
Coding region: 240-782 (180 amino acids)
Biological process (GO): defense response to virus; mitochondrial outer membrane permeabilization; positive regulation of apoptotic process
Cellular component (GO): mitochondrial envelope; mitochondrial outer membrane; nucleus
Source: RefSeq, a predicted model, not a curated record
UUCAGUGGCUGAGUCAAUAGCACUGACGUGAGCUGUUCCCAUCUAUAUCCGGCGUCUCUUGUCAGCUGCUCUGCUGCAUCCUUUUGUUCCCGGGAUAACUCCAGCGAGGCACAUCAUGUAGGCUCUGCCCCUUUGCUUGGCAGAUGCUUUCCCUUCUUUCUAAACGGCUCUUUCCAUGUGUCCUUCCGUCCGGUUAUUAAGAACACUGCCCUCCAAGAGGUUCCUGGGUGGAGCUGCAGAUGAAUGGCAACGGCAACAGCACCGACAACGGCAACGGCAAGAACGGGGGCCUGGAGCACGUCCCUUCCUCCUCCUCCAUCCACAAUGGGGACAUGGAGAAGAUCCUGCUGGAUGCCCAGCACGAGUCAGGACAGAGCAGCUCAAGAGGUAGUUCCCACUGUGACAGCCCUUCACCUCAAGACGAUGGACAGAUAACUUUUGAUGUGGAAAUGCACACAAGUAAAGACAGUAGUUCUCAGUCCGAAGAAGAAGCAGUAGAAGGAGAGAAAGAAUUGGAAGGUUUGAAGAAAAGUGCAGACUGGGUGUCAGACUGGUCAAGUAGGCCUGAAAACAUUCCUCCCAAGGAAUUCCAUUUCAGACAUCCCAAACGUUCAGUGUCUCUAAGUAUGAGAAAAAGUGGAGCAAUGAAAAAAGGUGGCAUUUUCUCUGCAGAGUUUCUUAAGGUUUUCAUUCCAUCUCUGUUCAUAUCUCAUGUUUUGGCUCUGGGAUUAGGCAUCUACAUCGGGAAGCGCCUGACCAGCCCCUCCGCCAGCACCUACUGAGGCCCCGCUGGCUCCUCGACCC